UCCACACUUUCAUCCCUUACCUUAUCUCUCUUUCCCUCCAACAAAACCAAAGUGAAACCAAUCAAAUAACACUGCUCCUCCAUCAUCACCAGUUUAACAGAUUUAGUAUUGGUCCAAUGGCUAGCAAAUUGGCUUUAACUCUAACACCCCAUCGUUUCCUAAAUGGCCAUAUACAAAAACCACUGGUUUCUUUCUCUUCUUCUACCAGGGUUCUAUCAAAUGGAAAGCAGCUCUGUUGUCGACACAGAUUGUUCGUACUUCCCAUCAAGGCUGCUGCUGACCAACAAGGCCAGGUGGAAGAAGAUAAUGUUGUUGAUAGUAAAAUUCUGCCAUACUGUAGUAUAGACAAGAAAGAGAAGAAGUCAUUGGGUGAAAUGGAGCAAGAGUUUCUUCAAGCUCUGCAGGCAUUCUAUUAUGAAGGAAAAGCUAUUAUGUCAAAUGAGGAAUUCGAUAAUCUCAAGGAAGAACUAACGUGGGAAGGAAGCAGUGUUGUUAUGCUAAGUUCUGAUGAGCAGAAAUUUUUGGAAGCUUCAAUGGCUUAUGUAUCUGGGAAACCAAUUUUGAGUGAUGAAGAAUUUGAUGAUUUGAAGCUGGGGCUAAAGAUGGAAGGAAGCGAAAUUGUGGUUGAGGGUCCACGAUGCAGUCUCCGUAGUAGAAAGGUGUACAGUGACCUAUCUGUUGACUAUUUGAAGAUGGUCCUCUUGAACGUCCCAGCGACUGUGGUUGCCCUGGGACUGUUUUUCUUCUUAGAUGAUCUGACUGGAUUUGAAAUAACAUAUGUUUUGGAGCUCCCAAAACCGUUCAGUUUCAUUUUUACUUGGUUUGCUGCUGUGCCUUUGAUAGUUUGGUUAGCUCAAUCCCUCACAAAAUUGGUUGUCAAAGACUCUCUAAUCCUAAAAGGUCUUUGCCCGAACUGUGGUACUGAGAAUGUCUCCUUCUUUGGCACCAUACUAUCCAUCUCCAAUGGUGGAACCACCAAUACACUUAAAUGUUCAAAUUGUGGAACCCCAUUGGAGUAUAAUUCAAAAACACGGUUGAUUACUUUGCCAGAAGGAACCCAAGCUUGAUUUCGAGACAAUGUAAUUCCCAGUUUUAAACAGGACUGGCCAUGGAUGCGGGACGAGUUACUUGCAGGGAACCACAUCAUUUGCAGCACAGGAGGAAUAAGUUUUGAUAUGUGCUUCAUUGUAGAAUGUAUAUUUGUUUGUAAGCCAUGUAGUAAUAUAUUUUAUACCUAUAACAAGCAUGUUCGACAGAAAGACAAGUGAACAAGCUGUGAAAAUCUUAUAUUCAAUAUAUAUGCCCAAAACAAAAAAGGUAUAUUUAUACUA
Molecule: messenger RNA, 1331 nt
Organism: Gossypium raimondii (Peruvian cotton)
Lineage: Eukaryota; Viridiplantae; Streptophyta; Magnoliopsida; Malvales; Malvaceae
Product: PGR5-like protein 1A, chloroplastic
Exons: 10
Coding region: 117-1067 (316 amino acids)
Biological process (GO): photosynthetic electron transport in photosystem I
Cellular component (GO): chloroplast thylakoid membrane
Molecular function (GO): oxidoreductase activity, acting on iron-sulfur proteins as donors
Source: RefSeq, a predicted model, not a curated record